Tupaia belangeri chinensis (Chinese tree shrew) is the source of this 890-nucleotide messenger RNA. It is a transcript of the gene OAZ3, whose product is annotated as ornithine decarboxylase antizyme 3. Gene Ontology annotation, biological process: positive regulation of protein catabolic process. The transcript is spliced from 5 exons. Gene Ontology annotation, molecular function: ornithine decarboxylase inhibitor activity. The record is from RefSeq and is marked reviewed. Gene Ontology annotation, cellular component: nucleus; cytoplasm. Lineage: Eukaryota; Metazoa; Chordata; Mammalia; Scandentia; Tupaiidae.
UUGCCUAAACCUCUGCCACCCAUCUCUGAACUUCACUUUGCCGCAGGGAGGCACUGAACUGAGAAACUGCCUUGUCACAGGUCACGCCCCUCUGUCUACUCCCUUUCUUAUAUCAAGAGGGGAAAAACACGGAACUGCCUCUACCCGAUCUGGUCACCAUACGCCUAUUACCUUUACUGUUACAAAUACCGGAUCACCCUCCGGGAGAAGAUGAUGCCUUGUUGUUAUAAAAGCAUCACUUAUAAGGAGGAGGAGGACUUGACACUCCGGCCCCGUUACUGCCUGCAGUGCUCCUGAGUCCCCAGAAGGCCUCCAGGUGGGCAGACGCACUGGCCAGGGAGAAGACCACAGCCAGCUGCAAGAACUGUAUUCGGCUGGGAACCUGACAGUGCUAGCUACGGACCCCCUGCUCCAUCAAGACUCAGUACAGUUAGACUUCCACUUCCGCCUCACCCCUCAGACCUCUACCCACUGGCACGGCCUUCUCCGUGACCAUCAGCUCUUCUUGGAUAUCCCGAAUCAAGCCCUGGAUCAAGGCAACCGGGAAAGUUUGACUGCAACACUGGAGUACGUGGAGGAGAAGACCAAUGUGGACUCCGUGUUUGUGAACUUCAAGAACAAUCGGAAUGACAGAGGUGCCCUGCUGCGGGCCUUCAGCUACAUGGGCUUUGAAGUGGUCAGACCAGACCACCCUGCCCUCCCUCCCUGGGACAAUGUCAUCUUCAUGGUGUAUCCCCUGGAGAGGGAUGUUGGCCAUCUGCCCGGUGAACCUCCCUGAACUUGCUUAUUCCAACUCUGUGAGGGGCUGGAAGCCUUGACGUGCAGGACCCAGGGGCCCAGGAUGUGAUUCACACCUUCCUCCGUCCUAGGAAUAAAGGCUAGUGCAAUCA